Messenger RNA from Trichophyton verrucosum HKI 0517, 846 nucleotides. RefSeq names its product proteasome component Pre3, putative. Gene Ontology annotation, cellular component: proteasome core complex. Lineage: Eukaryota; Fungi; Ascomycota; Eurotiomycetes; Onygenales; Arthrodermataceae. The record is from RefSeq and is a predicted model, not a curated record. The transcript has 3 exons. Bases 1 to 846 code for a protein of 281 amino acids. Gene Ontology annotation, molecular function: threonine-type endopeptidase activity.
AUGGACACCCUCGUUGCCCAGUACUCCCGGCCGUCGAGCUUCCAGGACGACUACGAGGCGGAGCAACAGGAUGUCCUAGAGAGAGCUCCUCCACUGUCUCUCAGAUUCUCCCUCCCUCCUAUUGACAGACCCUCCGCUUUCCUACGAGCUACAACAGACGAUCAUGCCAACCCAGACUGCAAGAUUGCCCAUGGUACAACAACACUCGCCUUCAGGUUCCAGGGCGGUAUAAUUGUAGCUACAGACUCGAGAGCCACAGCGGGCAACUGGAUAGCCAGUCAGACGGUCAAGAAGGUCAUUGAAAUCAACAGCUGUUUGCUCGGGACCAUGGCCGGUGGUGCUGCUGACUGCCAAUACUGGCUCGCAUACCUAGGCAUGCAAUGCCGUCUUCACGAGCUUCGACACAAACGUCGUAUCUCCGUUGCCGCUGCCUCCAAGAUCCUCGCCAACCUAGUCUACAACUACAAGGGAAUGGGUCUCAGCAUGGGAACCAUGUGUGCCGGUGUCACCCCCGAGGAAGGUCCGGCACUAUACUACAUUGAUUCUGACGGUACGCGGCUGCCAGGAAACUUGUUCUGUGUUGGAUCGGGACAGACAUUUGCAUAUGGUGUGCUGGAUGCAGAGUACCGAUAUGACCUGACGGAAGAAGAGGCCCUUGCUCUUGGGUCUAGAAGUAUUCUUGCUGCUACCCACAGAGAUGCCUAUUCCGGUGGAUUUAUCAAUUUAUACCAUGUUAAGGAAGAUGGAUGGGUGAAGCAUGGAUUCAGCGAUACCAACCCUAUUUUCUGGAAUACCAAGCUUGAGAAGGGCGAAUUCUCAAACGUCUCUGAGAAUAUUGUGAACUAA